GUGCAGAGGAAACAUCUCUCUCAGAAACUCCACACUACGAGACAUCCAUACGACCGCAUCCUGCUGCUACUCUGAUCAACGUUAAAAAAAAAUCCAUUACCACAAUCUUUCUGGCAAAUGUAGACUCGUCAGCAGUACAAGAACAAUUCUGAGCUAAGGAUACCACUGCAAUAACUGCUUAAAUAAGGAUAUGUUCGUAAGAACUGCAUGACUCUUGGGGAUUUAGAGCUUAGUUGUGAUUUUAAUAUUUGUCAGAUAUGCGCUCAUUUAAGGAUAUUGUAUGAAGAGUGCUUAGCCAAGGAUAUUAUGAAAGAACUGCUUAACUUAAGAAUAGUCUGGAAACUAAUAUGCAUGCAUGUACAACCUUGCAUGUGGUGUUAACAUGUAAUAUAUUAGUCUAUACUCUAUAACACAAAGAAAAUUUGAUUUAGAUUAUGAAUAAUAGUGAAAAGUUCCUAUUAGGACUGUAAUGAAUAUACGUGUUAGGCAAAAUCAAAAAAAAAGUGUCAAGUUUAGCAACUCGUGGUGAUUUUGAACAUUAAGUAACAACAAGCUCAGAGUAAUAUAUGCAUCUUUUAGUUAAUAAAUAUAUAAUAGGUCUACUGGGAUUUUCGACAAUCACUGGAAAAAGAAAUGAACACUAGAUUUUCUAACAUAUAAUGAUCAAUACACAAGUAAUUAGUGAUGUGAAUAAUGACCUGCAAGGAAGAUGUGGAACUGUUGUAAGAGCGAAUAGUAAGAAAGAGAGAUACCAUAAACGAGGAAGAAUCAUGGUUGUUCGUCCUACGCUUGCCACCAUGGCGAUGCCACUCAUCUUAGUCUUCACGUUGGCGCUGGUGGUAACAAAUACUGCCUCACCGCUGGAGGGCGACAUCAAGAAAGAAGGACUUAAGGAUGUCUUCAGCGAGUACGAUUACGAGGACUCGGACGAGUUGUGGAGGGAGAAGAGUAGGAGUGGGUUGUGUGUGCCGGGUUGCAGACGAGAGGGAGCUAUCAGACCGGACCGGACUUCCUGCCACCACUACUAUAUAUGUAUCCUGCAGCAGCAGCAAUUGGUCCUCCUGCGGUGCUUGUGUCCUCCUUACGCACCCGUCUUCAACAGGUAUCGCCAAAAGUGCUCCAGAAGCGCAAGAUGUCGCCCCUCCUGCGCCUCCCUCGACCACCUCUUCCUCACCUGGGAGCCGCUCAUUUAUGGAGACCACCAGUGUUUCACCAGUGUCACCAUAUAUGUUACUACACCUGUCACCAUACCUGAUGCUACAGCUGUCACCAUACCUGAUGCUACAGCUGUCGCCAUAUCUGCUACUGCCAACACUACAACAUCGGGUAGCACCAGUAUCACUGGCAACACAACUACUACUGUCAAUGCCGCCACCAACACAACUGCCAUAUUUGGCGGCUUAAUAUCUUCGGAUAUCACAGAUACCAUUACUAUACCGUCUUCGGUUACCAUAGCCACUACCAUGAUCACUCACUCACCAGUCCCCACUACCAUCAGUACACCAUUUGUAACUAUCAUACCCAGCAGCAAUACAGUGCCUCACAGUCCCACAGGCAUUUCACCAUUUCCAGUAAACUUCACUGAUAUUGAUAUAUCUGACCUCACCAUUCCUGCUCUCGUCACUACAAUACCAUCACUAACCACCAUACCAGAAACAGCUGUCACACUCACCAUCACCACAACAUUACCACCUCUAGCCACCCUUGAACCUGAGACCGAACCUAUCACCAUACCAGCCUUCACCACAUCCGCGACACUGACAAGUUCCUGGGGCUGUAACAGCAUACAAUGUGUGUCGCUUAAUUCUCGAGUACAGGACUUGCACAACUGUAGCAGGUACUACAAGUGUAUCCUAGAGGAAGGCCGCCUUGUAGCCCGUCCCUUCAUCUGUCCAAGUGCCAUGCCCGUGUUCAGCCACCCGCUGCAGCUUUGUCUCGCAGGGGUCAAGUGUCACACUCCGUGUUCCCUCUCUCCCGUAAUCUCUCAAGAGGUCGACGCUCUUAAUCUUACGGAAACAGAGAUACCCGUAGAUGAUAGCCAAGAUACGACAUAUCCUGAAACAUCUCCAGUUGUUCCACUAACGUUUAUAGAUACUUCAGAUUCUUACUUAGUGGCCUCUGAUGUCACAACGAUGUCACCAGAGGCUACAGAUGGGGUCAUAACUUCAUCCGAUAAUAUCACAGAUAUAAUAGCAUCAUCCGAAAUGUCUACCAUAGUCUCAGUAUUAGCUGACAUACAGGUUGUGACGCCAUCAUCACCAGACAAUUAUUCAGUCUCCCCGACAUCACCCAAAACCCCUACCAUCAUUCCAUCACUAGACAUACCUAAGGUCGUCACAGCGUCACCUGAUGUACUUGAAGUAGUCUCAGUAUCUGGUACACCUGAAACAUCAUCAACGAUAUUUCUUAUACCUAUUACAGCGCUUGCAGUAUUUCCAGACAAUGUAACGCUAUUUGAUAUAAACACAGGUGAUGAAUAUGGUGAGGCAGCUGUAACUGUUACAAAUUCGGAAAUAUCCGGGUUACCAACAGUUGCACUAUCACCAGAAAUGACGGAUACAUUUGAGGCAACUAUCAAACCAACAGACGUUCCUGGUGUGUCUGCCGAGACACCACUGACAGGAGUGGCGGCUGUCGCCGAGGUCAGUACUGUAACUCUUCCGUGGGAAGCGACGUGUGACUUACUGUGCCCAGCGCCAGAUGUUAUGGUUGAGGAUCCUCAUGACUGUCACUACUACUUUCUAUGUCGGUUUACUAAGGACUUUCUUCCGACACCCAUUAGGAUAAAAUGUCCACCAAAACGACCAGUGUUUAAUGCCGUGGCUGGUGGUGUGUGCGUGGAGAGAUACCCUUGUAUGGUGAGGUGCUCUAUCAACGCCACUAUUAAUAUCUUGACACCUUCGCAACCCACAGUCACUUCCGUUUCGGCACAUCCCGACGUUAAUACCAUUACAACUCCCGCCUCCGAUGCAACUACACUCUCCUCACUCUCUCCAUAUGAUGUUAAUACCAUCACAACUUUCGAGUCCACUCCAGCUACAUCCGCCUCUCUCUCCCCACGACCCGAUAAUACCAUUACAAUCUCUACUUCAGUUACACUCACCUCCCUCCCCCUAUAUCCAGCCAAUUUUAACACUGAUACUAACUCUACAACAGAAGCCACUACCACGCUUGACAAGACACAUACGAACUUUACCUCUGACUGUAAUCCGACGUGUCUAGUCGCUGACUCCUGGUUGGCAGACCCAACGGACUGUCACUACUUUUAUGUCUGCCACUUUAUAAAUGAUGACAUAGCCAGACCUCGUCGCAUCAAAUGCCCAUUUUAUCGACCAAUCUUCAAUCAGGAGCUGGGAAGAUGCACUGCCGAGGGUCGCUGUGUCACCUCUUGUACUCAUGCAACAAACUUAAGUGAGACAGCCGUGUCUUCUACAGCGCUUGACACACCCAACUGUCUCCCCACUUGUGUAUUCCCGAACUCUCGUAUGUCAGACCCCACAGACUGUUAUCAUUACUACAUUUGUAUCCUUCUCGACAGCCUUUUUCCCCAGGCCGUCCGCAAGAAGUGCCCACAGUCAAGGCCAUUUUUCGACAAUACAAGAAAAGUUUGUAUGCCAGAUGCCAAGUGCACAAUAACUUGCAGUCAACAAGGUUCAACAGCCGCCCUUACAGAAACUCUUGUACCCCCAGCUGACGCCUGCUACCCAGUAUGUCUCCAGCCAGAGUCUUUGGUGGCUGACCCCCAAGACUGUAACCAUUACUACAUCUGUUCAGCCACCAGCGGUACUAAUGUCAGUCCCACCAGGGUAAGGUGCCCAUCACACCUCCCCGUCUUCGACCACUUCACAGGCAGCUGCUCCAGGAAUGCCCGUUGUACUGCAACUUGCAAGUCAAAGAUCUUCAGCACAACCCCUGCCCCUACCGAAUCCAUUCCUACUAACAUGAUAAACAGCAGUAGCAGCAGCACCGCCACCACUACCACCCACAGUGUUCUCGACAGCAGUGUGGGAGAGGGAUACAAGCCGUGGGGAUGUCAUCGACCAAACUGUUCCUCACAUAAUACCCUCCACCACGACCCUUUGGACUGCCACUACUACUAUCUGUGUAUGAUUGACAGGGGUGAAUAUCAUCUCACUAGGAUCCGGUGUUCGCCCCAGAGACCUAUCUUCCACCUGCCCACCUACACGUGUCGCAGGUCUGUUCCUUGCAUUACCACCUGCCAAGAUAAGAAUGCUUUAUCUUCUGUUAUAACCCAUGCCACAAGCACCAGUAUUAACACAGCAGACACUAGUCCAACAACCCAUACUACAGUCACCAGUAUCAACGUAGCAGACACCAGUAACAUUAUAGUCACCAGCUUUAGCAACACCACAACCACAGGAAACACCAGCUCCAUCACAGACAUUACCUCCACCACAGGCGUUACCUCCACCACAGGGGAUGUCACAUUCACCACAGGGGAUGUGAUAUCCACCACAGGGGAUGUCACACCCACCACAGGGGAUGUCACAUCCACCACAGGGGAUGUCACAUCCACCACAGGGUCUGUCACGUCCACCACAGGAGAUGUCACGUCCACCACAGGGGAUGUCACAUCCACCACAGGGGAUGUCACAUCCACCACAGGGGAUGUCACAUCCACCACAGAGGUUGUCAGCUUCAUCACAGACGUAAGCCACACCACAGAUGUGAGUCACACCACAAACGUAAGCCACUACACAGAGGAGGGUGACAUCGGUGAUGAUGUGAGGUGUGAGGCAGUGUGUCCCCGCGCCGGUAUCUUAAUAGCAGACCUCAGUAACUGUCACAAGUACUUCGUGUGUGUGUAUCUCAACAGUUUGGCUCCUCGACCCGUCCGUGCCACCUGUCCCACACACACACCUGUCUUUGACGCAACCAAAGGGAGGUGUGUGGGCCAUGCUCCGUGCUACCAACCCUGUUCUCAACACUCACAGCCUCCAACACCUGCUGGUAUAUCUCUAUCUUUACCAGUUGUUUCAGGUACCUUAGGAGUAGGUGGAGUGUGCCCCCACAGCGGGUACUUCGCGAGGGGUGGCUGCAGUAGCAACAGUUACACCAACUGCUACCAGAAGAGUGUGGGUGUGGUAGAGUGGUGCCCCACAGGACUGGUCUUCAACACUGUGCCCACAUACCCCUACUGCGUCCCUCCCUCCCACUGCCCAUAUGACCCAGUUACUCAGGGCAUCACCGUUAACACAACUGCAUGUCUCCACCCUGGAAGCUUUCCCAAGUGCGACCACUGCUGCCCUAACUUUAUACACUGCCAGUCGUCACCGUCUGGCCGAGGAUAUCACCCAGUGGUCAGAAGGUGCCCCGGGGGACUGGUGUUCAACACAGACCCCAGGUACCCCAUGUGUGUGCAGUCCCGUGAGUGCCCCACAGGGAGGCCCCAUGCAGCCAAGUGUGAGAGAGUGGGCAACUACCCUGCUUGUCCGGGCUGCUGCAGUAACUAUUACCACUGCACUAAUGAGGGCCACCUACAGCCCAGGACCUGCUCUUUCUCCCUCGUUUUCAAUCCCAACCCAGAAUAUCCUUUCUGCGUCCUUCCCUGGAAUUGUCCCUACAUCCCUCUUGCUGAUUCAGGUCUUCCCUGAUCAUCCCCACACUGCCUCACCUGCUACAAUCUCCACUAAAUCCAUCUCUUCCCCCCCCCCCACACACACAUACUCAUACAGACACGGAUACACACACACCUGCACCAGUUUCCACUAACACUUGAUGUCUCCUCCACUAUUCUUGAUUUUCUUUACAUUUACGAAGGUUAUAUUAAUAAUGUAAUACUUUAUUGUUUUUGGAAUAAACGCAGACGGCAAAAUGUUUUAUGUUUUUUAUAUAAAAUAUUAUGAGAGCACGAGGGCAUUACGUGUAUGUAGUUAAUUAUUAAAUGAUAAAAGCAAUGAGUAGUUGGGUUUAUUAUUUUUUACCAACACUUGUACUCAUUUAUCUGUGAUUGCAGGAGUUGAUUCUCAGAUCUUGGUCCCGCCCCUCAACUUGUCGCAUGCCAAAUACACUCCCUCCUAGCCUCGUGGGCCUUAUCGUACCUGUUCAUAAAAUUACGUAUAAAGCUUGCCUACAUGAUGUCAUUCCACUUCACGACCACCCUGUCACAAGAAAUAAUUCUUAACAUCAAUCUGUGUCCUUAACUAGCUGUGCCCCCGAGUACCUGUUUCCCGCCUCUCAAAAACCCUAUUUCUAUCAACACUACAAUUCCUUUGAAUAUUUUGCAUGUUGUUAUCACAUCUCCCCGGUUCUUCUAUCCUUCAGUGUCAUUGGAAUCAGUUUCGAAAGUCUCCCCUUGUAGC
Messenger RNA from Cherax quadricarinatus, 6323 nucleotides. RefSeq names its product mucin-2. Gene Ontology annotation, cellular component: extracellular region. The record is from RefSeq and is a predicted model, not a curated record. Lineage: Eukaryota; Metazoa; Arthropoda; Malacostraca; Decapoda; Parastacidae. Gene Ontology annotation, molecular function: chitin binding.